This is a messenger RNA of Theileria annulata, 2046 nucleotides long. Its product is annotated as origin recognition complex protein 1, putative. Bases 1 to 2046 code for a protein of 681 amino acids. NCBI's taxonomy places the organism in Eukaryota, Apicomplexa, Aconoidasida, Piroplasmida, Theileriidae. Gene Ontology annotation, cellular component: nuclear origin of replication recognition complex. Gene Ontology annotation, biological process: DNA replication initiation; mitotic DNA replication checkpoint signaling. The transcript is spliced from 8 exons. The record is from RefSeq and is a predicted model, not a curated record. Gene Ontology annotation, molecular function: ATP binding; DNA replication origin binding; ATP hydrolysis activity.
AUGAUGAAGGUAUUGAGAAGUAGUAGUGGAAGAACAAAGCGCACUUAUGACGAUGAUACUAUUAGUUCACCACUAACUGAACAAAUAAAGGGAAUAAAGGGAAUAAAAAGGACCAAGACUAAGGAUGAAGAUGAGGCUUACACUUAUGUAAGGGAUCCUUACGGUGAUGUCAUUGCCAAUGUUAAUGGCAAGAAGUUUUAUCGAUCUGCUUUAAUUCAUGAUGAAAUCAUUUCUAUUUAUGAUUCUGUUGAUGUUCUUAGGACUUCUAAUAAAUCUAAAAAUGUCAGAGAAUCUAAUUUAGCUAAGAUAUCAGCAAUAUAUGUUGACACUAAUGGUAAAUUAAUGGCUGAAGUAUCAUUUUAUUUCGAUUCGGGUGAAGAAAUUCCAAACACUGAUAACUCACAAAUUAGUCCUAAAAUCUUAUUUGAUAAUAAUUUUAAUAAAUGGAAAGGUUUUACACAUGUUAAUGAAGUUGUUGCAUAUAAUAAAUUUGAAGAUGUUGAGAUUGAAACAUUUGAUGAGAAAGUGAAUGUACAUGCAAGUAAAGAGGAAUAUUUGAAUGAAAUUAAUUCUGGUGGUGAUGAAGAAAUUAAUGUUUUUUGUAAUUACAUUUGUUAUCAUGAAAAUCAUUCUAUACUACCAUUCAAUAUUAAUACUGAUUGGGAACAUAUAAUGGUAGAGAGUAGUAAAUAUCAUAGUAUAUAUUAUCCAAAAAUGGUAUAUAAGGAAGAAAGUAUUGUAGAGCCAUUAAGUCCAGAAUUGACCUUACAAUUGAAUAGUAAUGAGAAGAUAUUAGGUCGUGAGGAGGAGGCUGAGAAGAUACGGACAUUUAUGGAGACUAAUAUUAAGCAGGGUGGAACUGGUCAAAUAUUAUAUAUAAGUGGUGUUCCUGGUACUGGGAAGACUGAGACUGUGAAGAUGGUUUCUAAAGAACUUAUUUCAAAGAAAUUAAAGGGACAAAUUCCCUGGUUUGAUCUCAUUGAAAUCAAUGCUGUUCAUCUUUCAAAACCUAAUGAACUUUAUAGAGUUUUCUAUAAUAAAUUAUUUGCUAAACCUGCACCUAUUAGUCAUUCUUAUGAUGAACUUGAUAAAUAUUUCAAUAAUAAUACUACUCCAUGUAUAUUGAUAGUUGAUGAAGCAGAUUAUAUAGUAACAAAGACACAGAAAGUAUUAUUUAAUUUAUUUGAUUUACCUUGUAAAAAAAAUUCCAAAUUCAUUCUUAUUAUCAUUUCCAAUACAAUGGAUUUAAAUUAUAAAAUGAAAUCUUCUAUACAAUCAAGAUUAGGAUUUGGAAGUUUAGUAUUUAAACCAUAUAGAUAUCAACAAAUAAUACAAGUUAUUGAAAGUAAAUUAGGAAAACAUUCACCAAUUGAUCCAGUAGCAUUACAAUUAUGUGCUAGAAGAGUUACUAAUUAUAGUGGUGAUAUGAGAAAAGCUUUACAAAUUUGUAAACUUGCUAUUAAAGAAUCUAAUGGGGAAAAAAUUACGGUAUAUUCCAUUACGGUGUUCCGUUACGGGGUCAGGUUCACGGCUACCAAUACCCUACCAGUAGUCCAACAACCAGACUCCCCUAGCCCCCAAAAGGGCUUCCAAUUAGUGAGUGAAAUGAGUAGGAUAAGUAAUAUGGUAUUGAAUUCAUCAAUUUCAGAUGCAUUACAAUAUGUAUCAGUUGGUAUGAAAUGUUUAUUGGUUGCAAUAAUUUUAGUAUUGAAACAAGUACAAUUAUCAAUAGCACCAGCAGUUCAAGUCUAUAAUACUUUCAGAGGUAUGAUGACAGUGUUGAAACCGGAACUUGAAAAUGUUUGUAAAGACUCAUUCAAACAUUUGUUAAUUUCUAGUCUGAACAAUGGUGUCAUCUCACUUGAACCCACAGUCUUCUCAAGCUUCUCAUUAACUGAUAAAAAAAAAGUCAAAAAAGUCUUUGAAGAAAUUAAUGAAGAUUUAGGUGAUGUCGGUAUCACCUUUCAAAUCGAUAUUGGACAUCUUAUUACUGCAUUAGCUAAAGAUCCUUAUUGGCAAUCUAAACUUGAAACUAUUAAUCAUUAA